GUUAUCGCGCAUUAUAUUGUUGUUCAAUAUUGCUUGCGCCAUUUUUUCGCGUUUAUAUGAAAGAAGGGAUAAACUUGUGUUACAAUAACAACUAUAUUGAUGUUUAUUUAUGAAAUUGGUGGACGGCAUGGCCCAACAAAAUUUAAGGAAGAAGAAGAACGCAUUCGUCUAGAAGAAGAGGCGAAACGACGCGCCUUUGAAGCAGCACGAGUAAAAGCAUUGGAAGAAGCUGAUAGACUUAGACGUGAACGUGCGGCAGCUGAAGCUGCACGCCGCGCAGCGGAAGAAGAAAAUAGACUCAGGCGCCAACGUGAAGCAUUAGCUGAUGAUGAAGAAAGGCGUCGAAAACUUGAAGAUGAAAGAAGAAGAAGGCAAGAAGAAGAAGAUCGAAGGCAUAGAGAAGAUUUGGAAAGAUUAAGAAAAGCUGCCGAUGAAGCAGAAAGGCGCCGUUUAAUUGCUGAACAAGAAGAAAGAGAUGAAGCAGAACGAAGAAGAAGACGAGAAAAAGAAGCUGAAGAAGAAGAAAAUAGAAGACGAAAAGCAGCAGAAAAAGCUGCGCAAGAUGAAGAAGAUCGCCGUAAUAGGCAGAAGAGGUGGGAAGGACAAAUUAAGGCUGCCCAAGUACAUGAACAAGUUCCAAUGCAGCAAGUUGAGGAAUUUCAAGAAGUUAGACGUAUACCUGAAGUACCUAAAUUAGCUGAACAUGAAGACGAACCACAAAUGUUUCAAGAAGUAAAAUUUCUGAAUCUUAAAGUUUCUCUUUGGAAUAAAACCAGGGCUCUCAUAGACAAAAUGCAACUCAAAAGUAUCAAAAUCUCGAUUAAAAAGUAUAUAGGGAGAAAAUUUGCAAAUAAAAAGUAUACUCAAAAUUAA
Messenger RNA from Meloidogyne enterolobii, 873 nucleotides. The record is from the annotation of a GenBank genome assembly. NCBI's taxonomy places the organism in Eukaryota, Metazoa, Nematoda, Chromadorea, Rhabditida, Meloidogynidae.